AUGUCGAAAUGUAUGCCGAACCGCAUAUGCUCGGCGAUGGACACGGCCGCGGAAGCGGACACGGCCCCCCUCCACAGGGUGGAUGCAACGGGCCAGGCACACGGACGUUGGGGUCGUAUCGGAAUCUGCUUGCUCACCAUUUGCCUCGUCCUAGUCCUCGCCGUGCGCAGGCCUGCCCUUCCGCCGCCAAGAAAAGUUCCAUCCCGGCCGCUGUCGGGAGGCGGAUCGAUCCCGGCGCUCCUGAUGGGGGGUGACGAUUUUUCGGAGUGGUUCGAGGCCGCAGGUUCCGGCGCCGCAAUCCAGACCUUCUAUUCGUACGGCAACGGGCCGCACAUCGCCCCGCAGCUGCGGCGCUUUGGGCGAUCCAAUGUAUUCGUGUCGACAGGCAUCCCAUGCGGCUGCUGUGGCGCCGACUCGCCCAGCGUUGAGCCUAUGAACGCCUCCCUUGCAAUGUCGUAUAUCGACAGAGAGCUCGCUGAGCUGCAGACCGGCUAUGCCGACUUGCUCCUUUUCCACCACCGAUGCCGGACAGAGAGCGAAACUGCGAGCGUUUGGGAGGCCUUCGAGGCCGCAAAGCGGCAGGGCAAGGCGAGGCACCUGGGAGUCUCCAACUUCAACGCUCACGACCUCGAGGUCCUGUCCUCGACCGCGGUCGAGCCGAUCGAGGUCCUCGAGGCUCAUUUUGGCGUUGGAAUGAUGGACUGGGAAGUCCUGGGCUACGCGCGGGCGCACGGCAUCCACCCCGUCGCCUUCGCUUCGCUUUCGGAGGCGCACACCGACCACCCGACUCUGCAGCGCGCCGUGUCGCGCGUCGCAACUGCUCACGGCGUGACUGCGACACAAGCCAUGUACGCGUACCUCCUGCAACGUAACCUCAGCGUCAUAUCGUCGUGCUUUCAUCCGGAGGAUCCCCAAAAGUGUGCGCGAUACUACUCGUUCGACCUGGCUGCGCUUGACGUGUCGCUGAGCGCAGCCGAGCUCGAAGUGCUCGAUGGCGUGACGGCGGGCAGGCGCACCUGCACCGACUGCUACACUGACGAGUGCCAGCGAUGUGCAGCAACUCUGCACGCCCUUGGUUGUCCACUCGGUGUCAACGGGUGGGGAACGACAUGGUGGAGCGUCGGGGACAAUUUCACGGAGCACCCGGCCUGGGGACGAGGCAAUGAAAACGGGACGCGUUGCAUGGCAUGCGCGGCGGUGCCGAGCCACCGCGCAGAGGUGGAGCGAGCGUGCGGGCGCGCUGACCGGGGCGAGAGCCUCGAGACCAUGGUGCCCAAGGCAUGUGGUGUGUAA
This is a messenger RNA of Emiliania huxleyi CCMP1516, 1293 nucleotides long. RefSeq lists its product as hypothetical. Gene Ontology annotation, molecular function: aldose reductase (NADPH) activity. Gene Ontology annotation, cellular component: cytosol. The coding region runs from base 1 to 1293 and encodes 430 amino acids. NCBI's taxonomy places the organism in Eukaryota, Haptophyta, Isochrysidales, Noelaerhabdaceae. The transcript has a single exon. The record is from RefSeq and is a predicted model, not a curated record.